AUGUCGCGCGCGCACGAUGCCGAUGGCGUUGAGGACGCGGUGCUGUUUGACGAGGACAAAACCUUGCUCCUGGACGCGCUGGAGCGACAAGCGUCGCGUGGACCGUGUCAAGGAACGCGACCGUGGGAUUUGUGGGAUCCCGCGGGCGCGCUGGCGUACGACGCGUGGAGCAUGCUGGGGAAUAUUAGCCCAGAGCGCGCGAUGGAGCUGUAUUGCGAAGUGAUAAGUUCGAGAUACGCCGAUUGGUUUGACAUGCUCGUGCGAGGUAUGAGCGAAAAACAGAAACGAGCGAUGAUUGCGACGGCGAAAGAGUGCGCGCUGGAGUAUUAUCGCGCGUUAGCGAGCGGGGCACUAGGGGAAUCGGCGCGACUGGCGCAGACGAAGGACGCUCGCCGCGCGCUCGCGUUCAAUUCCUCCACGGGACCGACGGCGUUUUUAGAUGAAAUGUUCGCCAGCGCGGCGGACGAUGAGUUUGUGAGACUUCCAAUCCUGAGCAAGGUCUCACCACGCGCGCGGUCUGGACAUAUGUCCGCUGUGGUGGACGGCGACACCAUCUUCUUCUCGCACGGUCGAGGCUCACGCUCGCGAUUACUCGGUGAUUUGUGGGCGUUCGACCUGGCCACGGGUGCGUGGGCCGAACGCAAAUUGCAGUGGCCUGGGUCGACGUGCGCGGGCGCGGCGAGCGCGACGAUAGGAUCGAAACUGUACGCCUUUAGAGGGAAAUCAGCGGAUGACUGCGACGUCGACGGUGUGUACAGUCUCACGGUGAGCGCCAUUGAUUUGACCGCCGAUUACGCGUCGAAAGAUUUCAAGUGGACGCACGUGCGUUGUGAAACAAGCGAUGAGGUUUCAACGCCUCCGCGUGCGCGAUCCGGUCACACUUCGACUGCGAUCGGCGAUCGAAUUUUCAUCUUCGGCGGCGUCGACGCGAAGACGGGAGACGACUUAGAUGAACUUUGGGAGUUCACACCGACGACGACGGUGUGGAAGAAAUUAGCGAAUGGGACGCGUCCACGAAGUUCGCACGCAGCGACGAGUGUCGACGAACGAUAUUUGCUCGUUUGCGGCGGUUCGACUGGCAAUGAGUUAUGCGAUUGCGGCGCAGUCGACGUGUACGACGUCGUCAAGGGCGAGUGGGGAACUGUCGAUGGCGACAACGAAGACGGUGAUCGCCCAUCGCCUCGCGCGGCGCACGCGUCCGUAGCGAUUGGAAAUCAGUGGUUCGUCAUUGGUGGUGGCGAUAACGAAAACGCAACCCAGGAUGCGUACACGUUCGAUUUACGAGCGUGCGUGGACGAGCGAAAGUGUCGGUGGACGCUCUUCGCGGAGUCGUGCGCUCUAAUUGGCAAGGAAGGUAUGUCGGCGAGCGCCGUGGUGUCGCCAUCGUCGAAGCGUGUGUUUUUGCUUCUCCACGGCGGUCUGAACGAAAAAGGCGCGGUGUGUGACACGAUAGCUUGUAGACUAGCGCCUCUUGCAAGCCAUUGA
Molecule: messenger RNA, 1485 nt
Organism: Ostreococcus lucimarinus CCE9901
Lineage: Eukaryota; Viridiplantae; Chlorophyta; Mamiellophyceae; Mamiellales; Bathycoccaceae
Exons: 1
Coding region: 1-1485 (494 amino acids)
Molecular function (GO): fatty-acyl-CoA binding; protein binding
Source: RefSeq, a predicted model, not a curated record